This is a messenger RNA of Arctia plantaginis, 4440 nucleotides long. The record is from the annotation of a GenBank genome assembly. NCBI's taxonomy places the organism in Eukaryota, Metazoa, Arthropoda, Insecta, Lepidoptera, Erebidae.
AUGUCGCGAGGCGUUAUUCACGUACACAUAUUUGGGGUACACUUUAUCGGAUCUUCAAUAGUUUCGGUGACGCUUACCUUUCUUCUUCCUAUUAACGUGCGCGUCGAGCAGCUGUCGCGUGUGUUGCACGCUGCGUACCGCGUCCGCGUGCGCCGCGUACAGCGCGCCCACCUCGCGCCGCGCCGCCAGCAGCUCGCGCGACACCUGCGCGUGCUCCUGCGCCAGCCGCACCUCCAUCUGUACACACACUCAGCGCUCAGCACAGACACACUCACAGACCGUCCCUACAGCGCGCCGCCAGCAGCUCGCGCGACACCUGCGCGUGCUCCUGCGCCAGCCGCACCUCCAUCUGUACACACACUCAGCGCUCAGCACAGACACACUCACAGACCGUCCCUACAGCGCGCCGCCAGCAGCUCGCGCGACACCUGCGCGUGCUCCUGCGCCAGCCGCACCUCCAUCUGUACACACACUCAGCGCUCAGCACAGACACACUCACAGACCGUCCCUACAGCGCGCCGCCAGCAGCUCGCGCGACACCUGCGCGUGCUCCUGCUGCCAGCCGCACCUCCAUCUGUACAGCACACUCAGCGCUCAGCACAGACACACUCACAGACCGUCCCUACAGCGCGCCGCCAGCAGCUCGCGCGACACCUGCGCGUGCUCCUGCGCCAGCCGCACCUCCAUCUGUACACACACUCAGCGCUCAGCACAGACACACCUCACAGACCGUCCCCUACAGCGCGCCGCCAGCAGCUCGCGCGACACCUGCGCGUGCUCCUGCCGCCAGCCGCACCUCCAUCUGUACACACACUCAGCGCUCAGCACAGACACACUCACAGACCGUCCCUACAGCGCGCCGCCAGCAGCUCGCGCGACACCUGCGCGUGCUCCUGCGCCAGCCGCACCUCCAUCUGUACACACACUCAGCGCUCAGCACAGACACACUCACAGACCGUCCCUACAGCGCGCCGCCAGCAGCUCGCGCGACACCUGCGCGUGCUCUGCGCCAGCCGCACCCCAUCGUCACACACUCAGCGCUCAGCACAGACCUCACAACGUCCUACACGCGCCGCAGCAGCUCGCGCGACACCGCGCGGCUCCUGCGCAGCGCACCCCACUGUACACAAUCAGCGUCAGCACAGACCACUCACAGACGUCCCUACGCGCGCGCCAGCAGCUCGCGCGACACUGCGCGUGCUCCGCGCCAGCCGACCUCCAUCUGUACACACACUCAGCGUCAGCCAGACACACCACAGACGUCCUACAGCGCGCCGCAGACUCGCGCGACACCUGCGCGUGCUCGCGCAGCCGCACCUCCAUUGUAACACACUCAGCGCUCAGCACAGACACCUCACAGACGUCCUACGCGCGCCGCAGCAGCUCGCGCGAACUGCGCGUGCUCUGCGCCAGCCGCACUCAUCGUACACACAUCAGCUCAGACAGACACACUCACAGACCGUCCCUAGCCCCAGCAGCUCGCGCGACACCUGCGCGUGCUCCUGCGCCAGCCGCACCUCCAUCUGUACACACACUCAGCGCUCAGCACAGACACACUCACAGACCGUCCCUACAGCGCGCCGCCAGCAGCUCGCGCGACACCUGCGCGUGCUCCUGCGCCAGCCGCACCUCCAUCUGUACACACACUCAGCGCUCAGCACAGACACACUCACAGACCGUCCCUACAGCGCGCCGCCAGCAGCUCGCGCGACACCUGCGCGUGCUCCUGCGCCAGCCGCACCUCCAUCUGUACACACACUCAGCGCUCAGCACAGACACACUCACAGACCGUCCCUACAGCGCGCCGCCAGCAGCUCGCGCGACACCUGCGCGUGCUCCUGCGCCAGCCGCACCUCCAUCUGUACACACACUCAGCGCUCAGCACAGACACACUCACAGACCGUCCCUACAGCGCGCCGCCAGCAGCUCGCGCGACACCUGCGCGUGCUCCUGCGCCAGCCGCACCUCCAUCUGUACACACACUCAGCGCUCAGCACAGACACACUCACAGACCGUCCCUACAGCGCGCCGCCAGCAGCUCGCGCGACACCUGCGCGUGCUCCUGCGCCAGCCGCACCUCCAUCUGUACACACACUCAGCGCUCAGCACAGACACACUCACAGACCGUCCCUACAGCGCGCCGCCAGCAGCUCGCGCGACACCUGCGCGUGCUCCUGCGCCAGCCGCACCUCCAUCUGUACACACACUCAGCGCUCAGCACAGACACACUCACAGACCGUCCCUACAGCGCGCCGCCAGCAGCUCGCGCGACACCUGCGCGUGCUCCUGCGCCAGCCGCACCUCCAUCUGUACACACACUCAGCGCUCAGCACAGACACACUCACAGACCGUCCCUACAGCGCGCCGCCAGCAGCUCGCGCGACACCUGCGCGUGCUCCUGCGCCAGCCGCACCUCCAUCUGUACACACACUCAGCGCUCAGCACAGACACACUCACAGACCGUCCCUACAGCGCGCCGCCAGCAGCUCGCGCGACACCUGCGCGUGCUCCUGCGCCAGCCGCACCUCCAUCUGUACACACACUCAGCGCUCAGCACAGACACACUCACAGACCGUCCCUACAGCGCGACGCCAGCAGCUCGCGCGACACCUGCGCGUGCUCCUGCGCCAGCCGCACCUCCAUCUGUACACACACUCAGCGCUCAGCACAGACACACUCACAGACCGUCCCUACAGCGCGCCGCCAGCAGCUCGCGCGACACCUGCGCGUGCUCCUGCGCCAGCCGCACCUCCAUCUGUACACACACUCAGCGCUCAGCACAGACACACUCACAGACCGUCCCUACAGCGCGCCGCCAGCAGCUCGCGCGACACCUGCGCGUGCUCCUGCGCCAGCCGCACCUCCAUCUGUACACACACUCAGCGCUCAGCACAGACACACUCACAGACCGUCCCUACAGCGCGCCGCCAGCAGCUCGCGCGACACCUGCGCGUGCUCCUGCGCCAGCCGCACCUCCAUCUGUACACACACUCAGCGCUCAGCACAGACACACUCACAGACCGUCCCUACAGCGCGCCGCCAGCAGCUCGCGCGACACCUGCGCGUGCUCCUGCGCCAGCCGCACCUCCAUCUGUACACACACUCAGCGCUCAGCACAGACACACUCACAGACCGUCCCUACAGCGCGCCGCCAGCAGCUCGCGCGACACCUGCGCGUGCUCCUGCGCCAGCCGCACCUCCAUCUGUACACACACUCAGCGCUCAGCACAGACACACUCACAGACCGUCCCUACAGCGCGCCGCCAGCAGCUCGCGCGACACCUGCGCGUGCUCCUGCGCCAGCCGCACCUCCAUCUGUACACACACUCAGCGCUCAGCACAGACACACUCACAGACCGUCCCUACAGCGCGCCGCCAGCAGCUCGCGCGACACCUGCGCGUGCUCCUGCGCCAGCCGCACCUCCAUCUGUACACACACUCAGCGCUCAGCACAGACACACUCACAGACCGUCCCUACAGCGCGCCGCCAGCAGCUCGCGCGACACCUGCGCGUGCUCCUGCGCCAGCCGCACCUCCAUCUGUACACACACUCAGCGCUCAGCACAGACACACUCACAGACCGUCCCUACAGCGCGCCGCCAGCAGCUCGCGCGACACCUGCGCGUGCUCCUGCGCCAGCCGCACCUCCAUCUGUACACACACUCAGCGCUCAGCACAGACACACUCACAGACCGUCCCUACAGCGCGCCGCCAGCAGCUCGCGCGACACCUGCGCGUGCUCCUGCGCCAGCCGCACCUCCAUCUGUACACACACUCAGCGCUCAGCACAGACACACUCACAGACCGUCCCUACAGCGCGCCGCCAGCAGCUCGCGCGACACCUGCGCGUGCUCCUGCGCCAGCCGCACCUCCAUCUGUACACACACUCAGCGCUCAGCACAGACACACUCACAGACCGUCCCUACAGCGCGCCGCCAGCAGCACGCCCGGACACCUGCGCGUGCUCCUGCGCCAGCCGCACCUCCAUCUGUACACACACUCAGCGCUCAGCACAGACACACUCACAGACCGUCCCUACAGCGCGCCGCCAGCAGCUCGCGCGACACCUGCGCGUGCUCCUGCGCCAGCCGCACCUCCAUCUGUACACACACUCAGCGCUCAGCACAGACACACUCACAGACCGUCCCUACAGCGCGCCGCCAGCAGCUCGCGCGACACCUGCGCGUGCUCCUGCGCCAGCCGCACCUCCAUCUGUACACACACUCAGCGCUCAGCACAGACACACUCACAGACCGUCCCUACAGCGCGCCGCCAGCACUCUCUUUCUCUUUUUUCAAAAGACCUAUGCCUCGGGAAGCCUGUACGAACGUUUUAAACGACAGACACGACGCCGAUCACCACCGACACAGACGAUCCGUGAUUCCGAGCGAACAGAAUUCUCAGAUUAUUGAUACACGCUUUUAUCAGCCAUACUUGUAA